Liolophura sinensis is the source of this 6366-nucleotide messenger RNA. Its product is annotated as alpha-(1,3)-fucosyltransferase C-like. Gene Ontology annotation, cellular component: membrane. The transcript has 2 exons. Bases 158 to 1357 code for a protein of 399 amino acids. NCBI's taxonomy places the organism in Eukaryota, Metazoa, Mollusca, Polyplacophora, Chitonida, Chitonidae. The record is from RefSeq and is a predicted model, not a curated record. Gene Ontology annotation, molecular function: fucosyltransferase activity.
CCAAAACAUGCUGAUUACAUACAAAGGGUAUAGAGAGACGCAGAUAACCAAGGGUAUUGUGUGUACACCUGCUAUAUGGCGAGAAAUCUAAUCAUAACAUCAUAAGGAUUUCCAAGAGUGCAGCAGUUGUGGACGUGACGUGAACAGGGCACCCAUCAUGAAGUGGAUUCCCAGAGCUGUAAUCUGCGUCUUUGUGUUGGCUGUGAUUACAUUUUGCAUGUUAUUUAGGUUUGUAAGCGACAAAAUGUUUGUUGCACCAUCAAACACUAUGACAAAGGAACAGCUUUUGGUCGAAUAUCGUAGAAACCUUGCAGCAAUUCCACGACAUAAAUUUAAAGCGGCCAGAAAUUUCAAGGAAAUAGGACCACCUAUAUCUUCCGUUAUAAGAGAAAAUGCCGUUGCACACGACUUUACACGGCAAGUCAAGACAAUUCUUGCAUGGACCGAGUUUUUUGGCACUAAAGACUGGAUACCUAAGACGAUAUGUUCUGGCGAUAAAAUUUGCGUGAGCACAACAGAUAAAAAUGCCUUGGCCAUCAGCGAUGGUAUUGUCAUCCAUCCGAGAGACUUGGUGCAGAAAAGUGAUCUGCCCACCAACAGAUUGCCUCAUCAGCGACUGAUAUAUCUGAUUCAGGAAUCCCCCUGGGUGACAGGAAUUAACGUUGGCGAUUACGAUGGCGUAUUUAACUGGACGUCCACAUACAGGCGGGAUUCUGACUUCCCGUAUACAUUCUUUUGGACGGGGCGACGUCAGAAAACCAUGGCUGAAGACGAAUAUACACAAUUAUUGUCCAAUAUCCUUUCCUCCAAAAGGAAAUUCAUUGCAUACAUGAACAGCAAUUGUAAUGCAGCUCAUACAAAACGACUGGACUUUAUUCAUGAGCUAAGCCAGCAUAUUAAUGUGGAUGUUUACGGAAAAUGUGGUAAUUUGUCUUGCCCUCGGGGCACAGAAGUUUGCACGAAUACCAUGUCUCAGUAUAAGUUUUAUUUAGCCCUGGAAAACACGCAUUGCAGAGAUUACAUAACGGAGAAAGUUCACCAACCCUUAAUUGAAUGGCAUGCCGUCCCAGUGGUCAUGGGGGGUGCGGAUCCUUCGGACUAUGAAACCAUCCUGCCGCCACACUCUUACAUACACACAUCUGGCUUCAACUCUACACGUGACCUUGUGGAUUACCUGCUUCUGCUGGACAGGAAUCCGAAGCUCUAUCAACAGUACCACGCAUGGCGCCGGACACAUCAGCGCAUACACAAUGACCCUUGGUGUGAUAUCUGCCAAGGGCUACACGACACAUCUCUACCUGUGCAAACAUACACGGACUUCAAGGGAUGGUACAGAGAAGAUGUGUGUCUACCGUAGCUUAGAUUCAAAACACAGUAAGAUCUACGAAUCAGAAAGAAACCUAUAAAUGAUUUUAAUGCACCUUAUCCGAAUAGUUUCAUUUCACUUUUACAUUUGCACAUUGAAGGGAAGGCUGUGAAAGGUUAAGGUUACUAUGUUAGUACGGAAAGCCACACGUAUGAUGACCAUGACAGGAUGGCCGUCACACAUGAUGACGGCUACAGGAUAGCCAUCACAUGAUGGCCAUGACAGGAUGGCUGUCAUAUGAUGAGCGUGAGAGGACGGCCGUCAUAUGAUUACCGUGACAGAAUGGCCGUCUCAUGAUAACCAAAAUAGGAUGGCCGUCACAUGUUGUGCGUGAAAGGAUGGCCGUCAUAUGUUGUGCGUGAAAGGAUGGGCGUCAUAUGAUGUGCGUGAAAGGAUGGCCUGAUGUGCAUGAAAGGAUGGCCGUCAUAUGAUGUGCGUGAAAGGAUGGCCGUCAUAUGUUGUGCGUGAAAGGAUGGCCGCCAUAUGAUGACCGUUACAAGAUGGCUGUCACUAGUAUAAUAUUCGGUAUGGAAAGUGAUUGUAUGGGCUAAUAUUCGCAGACAGUAUUAAAUACUUGAUGCACAAGGGUGUUGUAUCCAUAGCAUUUAAGACAGGGCUAUUGUUAACAGUGAUGUGUACUCCAUUCCCCGGCCGUUUUCAUCUCACACAAAUGUUUGACGCAACUUAUGUACAUACAGCUGUCUAUGUGCCCGAUCUUUGGGUAUGGUGAGUGGUAAGUGUUAAGUCGAUUCGCAUCUUUUCGGUCAUAGGUAACGUUGAUUUCACUCAAGUUUAAAUUUGCAUUAUUGGGCUACCAUGAUUUGUUUUCCUGUUCAGGAUAAUAUUUCAACCAAAGGCUUCAUUAAGGAUUUCACGAAAUCAUAAUAUUUAAUAAAUAUAAAUCAAGUGUUGAAGGUUUAUACAAAUGCAUAAAAGUACAUUUAAAUUUACUCAAUACAUCUUACCGCAUCGAACGUGUAUAAUAGUAGCUUCUCACACACAGAUGAACCUAUGGUUCCCAAUGUGCCUUGGUGUAUGCUGUGGCGCUCGUUUGAAUUUAUGUUAUCUUAAUUUAACACGAAACCCUCAAGAACAGUAUCUUUUUCCGACAUAUGUAUAAGAUAAAAUAUAGAACUGGACAUAUUGUGUGUUAGCUUAUUUAUGACCAGGAAACAACUUUAACCCUUGCCCGGAUAAAAUUUUUGCACACGAUAUAAAGCUGACCCGCAGUCUACAGCAUUCUACUGUAUUUUUCUUGUCCCAAAUUAUCGUAUCCAUUGAUAAUCCAAUUGUGCACGCAACGUAAUGACCCAUUAGCCUCUCACCAAUGCGCUAGCUUUGAGUUCAAGUCCAGGCCGUAUGUGGGAAGGUCUGACAGCAACCUGCCGAUGGUCGCGGGUUUCUGCCCGGUUUCUUCCCACCAUAAUUCUGGCCGCCAUCGUAUAAGUGAAAUAUUCUUGAGUAGGGCGUAAAACAUCAAUCAAAUAAAUAAAUAAAUCCAAUCGUGCAAUGCACCUGUUCACCUUAUGUAUGAAAGUACUCAACAAGAUAUUGGGUAUGAGCUGCAUGAACUACAUGAGCGCAUAUAUAAAUAGUCAUCCAGCAUGAGUUGCUGUGCUGUUGUAAGGUUGAGUAUCAGUAGAAUAAGGUUUUUUGUCUUUUUUUAAGCGCGUCGAAGUCGAUUCUGUUUGUCCGUCCAUUAUCAUCCAACUUGAGUUAACGAUAAAUAAGUGUUAUAAAGUCACAUAUGAGGUGUGUUUUAAGCUUACAUGUAGAGACGCUUUCGGAGAUCUAUACACUCGUUUAUAUCAUCAUAACCGCUUAAGUGCGCUAGCUCGAGAACCCUUGUGCUGAUUUCAAACAUGUAUAACAGCAUAAGAUCUAUGAAUAUCAGAGAAGAGGCACUUUCUUUCGCCAGUGUUCAAACUAUACGGAUGUCAGGGUGACUUUUCAAGUGCGCUGGUGAGAGUUUCAAUCCAAAGAUUUCAAAGGUGUACAGUGGUUUCAGUUUGAUGGAGAGGCGGUAUCAUUUUCUUAAAUUCCGUUGUAUUACUUUGACCAUUUGUUUUUACAUUGGCUACUUUAUGUACAUCCUGUGAAAACUUCAGCCGUUCAUUAAUACUUGUACAAUAGUGAAAGCGUUAAAAGAGCUUUCUGUACUUUGUUAUCCUUCAUGCUUUUGCACCAGACAUUCAUCAGCUUUUUUCACCAUACAUCAUGAUAUGACUCAGUAUUCAAUAUUCAAUUUCGCCAGCUGAACUAAAUGUUUUAACCUUUGUGCGUAUAAUACUGGGAAUGAUAGCUGUUACACCCGUUACAGGGAUUCAGGGUGGCUAACGUUUCAGGUCAGGAUGUUUUAUUUAUUUAUUAAUUUGAUUUGUGUUUUACGCCGUACUCAAGAAUAUUUCACUUAUACGACCGCGGCCAGCAAUAUAGUGGGUGGAAACCGGGUAGAGCCCGGGGGAAACUCAAGACCGUCCACAGGUUACUUCAAGACCUUCCCACGUACGGCCAGGCAGGAAGCCAGCAUGAACUGGACUUGCAUUUACAGCGACCGCAUUGGUGAGAGGCUCCUGGGUCAUCACGCUGCCCUAGCGGGCUAACCAACUGAGCCACGGAGGCCCCGAUCAGGAUGUUAAAUUAAAUACUCCUAGCUGUUUUAAGUGUGCAAACACAGCAUCAAGCUCAGUCAAGAAAUACGUUUUCAUUAGUCUACAAGGCUCUACAUGGUCAAACAGAGCUACGUUACAUAAGGAGCACUAGAAAGCGCGGAAGAGAAGAAUUUAGUCAUAGACCCGUUAGUUGCCUGUUAAACGUUAUAAUUGUCACUAGACAUCCCGAUAGACUAAGACGGUGUAUCCUGGAACUGGACUCCAGGCGUUUCUAAACGCAUUUGAUGGUGAAGUUAUCAGAUAUAGAGAAUGAUUCGCAUGUGAAACAGAGAUCAGCACCGUAGUUGAUCCGUUCGUGCUAGUCAACUUUCAGCUUUCUUUGUCUCUGACGUUUUUUCACACCAUUACAUAUUCCUUUAUUUCUUCAAAUACAUCCUCUAUUUAUUGUUACUUAAAGUGGCAUUUUCUGGCAAUGGCGAGCUUUCGCAAUUUGCAUUAAAAAAUCCGCCCAGGCAUGAAGUCGUGAUUGGGUUGUUGAACAUGUGUAUCAAAUCUUAAUAUAAUCGAAUCAGUGGAUUUGAACACGAUUUUCAAGGUAUUGUAAACAACGCAGCAUGCCCGGUAGGGUACGUAACACAAGCCAUGCACUCAAAAUGUUCAAACAUGUUUGCCCAAACAAUGGCCAAAUAAUGCUUAAAAAUGCUGACAAAUUUAUGUUUUGUGUUCCAUGCUACAAAUUUCAAAAAAAUUGUUUUACAACCUCCAAACAAUCAUUUUAAGGUGUUGGCAGUCAUUUUCCGACAUUUAACAUGUUGUAUCAUUUUAAAGUUUAGAAAAUUUGUGCGUUUUAAGACAGUAACAGAAACCUGACAAAGCUAGAGCUCUUGUGUGUAUAGCCCGCUGAACAGAAUAGCUGUAGGUCCAAAUCGUUAUUGUCCCCCAUGAUAUAUGUAUGUAAGCUUGGGAUUUUCCGUCGUACUUAACAAUUUGUGACGUUCCUCUAUGGUGGCCGUCUAAAAAAGGUGUUGUGUGUGAGCUGGCGAUGUUGUUGAUAGAUAUUUAAAACGUUUUGAUGGUUAUUGUACAAAAACUAUAUUGAAUGUGAUUUUCCAAUUUUAACUGAUUGUUGUUAAUUUUAAUUAGUACAAAACCUGUCUUUCGCCUGUUUGUUCUGAUGUUGGAUGUUAUUCUCAUGUCAAAAGACAGCCGUUUCCAGGUUCUAACAUCUAACUGGCUUUAUCCGCGAUAUGGCUGGAAUACUACCAAAUUAAAACGCCAACCGUUCAGUCAUUCAUUGUAGUCACCCCUGAGCCUCUCGCCAAUGCUGUCGCUGUGAGUUCAGGUUCGGCUCAUGCUGGCUUCCACUCCAGUCGUACGUAAGAAGGCCUUUCGGCAACCCGCGGAUGAUCUUGGGUCCCCCCACCCCCGGCCUUUGUCCGGUUUCCUCCCACCAUAAUCUUUACCGCCGUCGUAUAAGUGAAAUAUUCUUGAGUGCGACAUAAAACACCAAUUAAAUAAAUAAAGUCCGUCAUCAGAACAUGGGGCGAUGUAGUUUAUGCCAAGCAGUGUCACACGACAUGCUGUUUUUCUGUGACCUAUCUGUCUUUUGCUUUACCGUAUACAUGCGCUUCUAUUAAACCUUAUUUACACGCCAAGCAAUGUUCUGUCGUCUAGGAAUAUUUGGGUAAUGCAGUGCCCUUUAUAUCUGCAGGUGUCAGAUUACGCCAUUCAAUGUACGUAGGCCAGUUGGUUUGUUACUUCUCCAUCCUGUGAUCAGCCAAAUUCAGUGUUAUAAAUUUUAAGUCUAUAAGCAGGUAUUAUUCAGCAUCCACCAUAUCUACAUAUAUUUGAUAUGAGACAAGGAGCUAAUAUGCUUAUGCCAUGAUAAGCUUAACCCUGACAUGUACCUCUGACAUAUUAACAAUGGACGACGGUGUUAGAUAGUGCUGUACAAAGUGUAUUGUAACCAGAAUUGAAUUUAUCUGUUAAGACUGUUAACAUCUGAAAUAUUAAACAUGUACGACUCUCAACAUUUCAUUGUGAUUAAAAUACAUCUUGAUACGAAAAUGACCGGGUAUGUUUGUUUUACUUUAUAUUCUUAAGGAUGAGAAAGACUAUAUAACUUAAUAUCAAUGAAGAGACUAUAUAACUUAUAAUAAUAAUGUUAAAUCCAAUAUAUUGUCAGUGCUAUACUAAAGAAGGCAGUUAUAGUGGAAAGUUAACACUUGUUAAAAUGUUAGAACUUUAAUGCUGUAAAAAAUGUUACAAUCUGUAAACAAUCAUUGCGCAACGUAACAUUUCAGGAUAGAGUCACUCAUAUUUUACAGCAUUUGUCAGUCAGAGUGAAUGCGUACACUGCGUAAAGUGAAAGAAAGCUAAAUACGAAGU